UGUUUUUUCAUUACCUUUAAAAAAAAGUGUUGACAAUGUACGUAUACUUAAUUUUAGCUCACACAAUGGAUUGCUAAGUAUCGAUUUAUAAAUUCCAUUUUUUUAAUUUUAUCUCUGCGUUGCACUUUUACCUGAGUGGGCGGAGUUAGUGGCGUCACCCCGGGUGGGGGAAGGGUGACACAGUUGGUGCACUUGUGGGAAUUUCACGCGUUGUCUCCAAUUUUCGGCACACCGUACGCGAUACUCGGAAGAUGUUUUACUGACAUAUAAAAAUAAAAAAAAUAAACUCGCUGUGCUAUGUGGGAAAGCGCUUCCACUUCGCUUACUUCCCACUUAGCGGUAUCUUCGGUGGAUUUCGGAACGUCAACGACGAGGAAAGAAAGAAGAAAGAGGCGAAACUACAGCGAGGCGAUGGGAAAUUUGAUACCGGUGAUGACCCUGCUGCUGGUGUACCUUCCAACAGUUCUCCUCCGCCUUUUAUGACUGACAACUUUUAUUGCUGCUAAUGAAAGGGUGCUGUACGCGUAGUGACAUUUAAAGCGACUCAUCGUUGAAAAAGACGCUGUGCAUCCAGGUGAUCGUUCCGGAGUCGGAACGAAGCACAAUGUUGUUCGCGUCCGUGAUCCUUCGCUGCGACUUCUCCACCUCUGCCAACCCGCAGGAUGUGCUCGUGACCUGGAGAUUCAAGUCCUUCUGUAAAGACCCCAUCCUGGAGUACUACUCCACAAGCUACCAGGCCGCCCUGCAGCUGGGUCAGGACCCGUCCAACGACUGCCCGGACCGCCAGCGCACGGUCCGCACCGUCGUCCAAAAGCGAGGCCUCAACGAGCCCACGCUGGGCGUCGAGUACCGGAACCGCAGAAUUACAAUUCAUAACAAGGCUGACUUGGCCAUCACCGAGGUCAUGUGGUGGGAUAACGGCGUGUACUUCUGCACCAUCGACGCCGCCGGCGACACAUCCGGCGACAACGAUCGAGAAGUUAAACUCAUUGUGUAUCACUGGCUGACGGUGCUGUUGAUCAUCGUGGGCGCCCUGCUGCUCAUCAUCCUCUUGUGCGUCUGUUGCUGCCAGUGCUGCCCCCAAAAGUGCUGCUGCUACGUGCGCUGCCCUUGCUGCCCCCGGACCUGCUGCUGCCCGGAGAAAGCCGUGAUGCAACACAGGAUGCUCCGUGACGCCAAGAGGGCGAUGGCGAUGGCGCCCUGGAUGCUCGGCCAGCCCAUUUACGCUCCCGUCAGCUCCAACAACUCCAGCCAAGGCCUCCCCGUGUUGUAUUCAGGCUCGUUCUCAGAACCCGGCAAACAAAACUUCGCCAUGGCGCCCGUGAUGCUUCCGCAGCCGGCCGCCCACCCGCACCGCCCGAGCGGCAGCCUCCACGACAACACGCAAGUCUUGGAUUACCUGGAGCACCGGGUGAGGGGGCUGGACGUGCCCAUACACCCCGCUCAGAACGCGCCCCAACCCCAGCCGCCCCCUGCCCUUUUGCCCUACACGCCCGGGCCCCCCAGCAUGCUGUCCGCCCUCGACGAGAUGGGCGUAAGGGGGACGGAGCGAAGGGUGAUCACGCUACCUCCCAUCAUCCAGCGCGUGCCCAGCUUCUCCUCCCACACGGGACCCCGAAGUCGAGAGCCGGACAGGGGGGCGCUACGGUUCUCCAGCCAGUCCAGCGGGAGUACCAACUCCUACGGAAGGAAUUAUUUGCAACAAAGCAGAUACAGAGACCAUUCUCCUCCGAGACGGGGGAUCCUGCGCGAGGACAGCGACAGCACCGACCGGGAGGAGAGGCGAGCGAGGGGGAACCCCCGCGGCCGAAGGGAGCGCGUCGGCGCCGCCGGGUCCAGGUCUCGGCCCCGCAGCCGCGACGACCUGACGGAGGAGCUGCGGGGCGGGGGCGGGCAGAGCGAGAGGAGCUACUCGCCUCCGCGCCGCAAAGCCCGCUGGAGCUCGGACGAAGAGGACGGCGGCAGGACGGGGAGGGAUUGGCCCGAGGAGCCCCCCAGCUACGCAUCGGUGGAGAGCCAACACGGACACGCCCAAAACCGCAGGAACCACACGCGUCUUUCCGAUAGAAGCUCCUCUAGCAACACCACCGUAGUCAUCUAAGGCGUUUGUUUGCUCACAAAAACUGCAAAAGAAGGCUCUCUUUUUCUGCUUUUCAACCUAGGACGGACUUGUGGUUGUGAUUGUAAUAGUCAAUAUUUUCAAGACAAAGUUAAUCAUUUGUGUGUUACUGUAUCUGUUAUUUUUUUUUUUCAAGUAUUGCUUUUAGACUGACACCCAUCAAGAAUGUGCUAAAAUAAAUGGGACCAAAAAAAAAAAAAAAAAACUGGACCUCGCAAGGAACCACUGUACUGUACAGUUUUGUUUUGUUUUUAUUAUUUUGUGAAAUGUUAGGAAUAAAAACAUUUC
Messenger RNA from Syngnathoides biaculeatus (alligator pipefish), 2407 nucleotides. RefSeq names its product immunoglobulin-like domain-containing receptor 1. The record is from RefSeq and is a predicted model, not a curated record. Gene Ontology annotation, cellular component: plasma membrane. Gene Ontology annotation, molecular function: high-density lipoprotein particle receptor activity. The transcript is spliced from 9 exons. Bases 605 to 2101 code for a protein of 498 amino acids. NCBI's taxonomy places the organism in Eukaryota, Metazoa, Chordata, Actinopteri, Syngnathiformes, Syngnathidae.